UACUUCCGUUAUGUAACAGUUGUAAACAAAAACAUGCACCCUUUUCGCUGUUUCUUAAAAUAUACAAUAAUUUGUAUGUUGUAACUUAUUUUCGAUAUCCAUAUCAGUCUACUGUUUCUCUGGGUAAAUGCUAAAAUCUUUGUCUGUGUUGAAAAAUGGAGGACGAACAAUCCACAGAGAAUUAAUGACCGACAUCGGACUACGGCCUCGGAGAGAAAAUCGUGUUAACUGCUGCUCAAAAUUAGGCAUCAAAUCAAGAUUUCUUACACUUUGUGCCCCUGUGAUUAGAUAUAUUUCAACAAUGGCUAAAUUGGAAACUUUAAAUUUUGAUAAUCUGGCUCUGCGAUCCCUUCCGAUCGAUCCUAAUAAGGAAAUCAGGCCGAGACAAGUCUCCGGUGCCUGUUUUUCUAAAGUUAAACCCAUACCAGUGAAAAAUCCUGUCCUUGUAGCAUAUUCUGCCUCGGCAAUGGAACUCUUAGACUUAUCCCAAGAAGAACUGGACAGAACCGACUUCGCUGAAUAUUUCAGCGGUAACAAAUUACUACCACGAUCAGAUCCAGCAGCUCACUGUUACUGUGGACAUCAGUUUGGAUAUUUCUCAGGACAGUUAGGAGACGGAGCAACGAUGUAUUUAGGCGAAGUUGUAAAUAAGAAGAGUGAAAGAUGGGAAAUACAGUUUAAAGGUGCAGGUUUAACACCUUAUAGUAGAACGGCUGAUGGUAGAAAAGUUUUACGUAGUAGCAUCAGAGAAUUUCUCUGUAGUGAGGCUAUACAUCAUCUAGGCAUACCAACAACGCGUGCUGGUACGUGUAUAACAUCAGAUUCUAAAGUUAUAAGAGAUAUAUUUUAUGAUGGCCAUCCCAUAGAAGAAAGAUGUACAAUCAUCCUAAGAAUAGCUCCAACAUUUAUCAGAUUUGGUUCUUUUGAAAUCUUCAAACCCAUGGACCCAGAGACUGGACGUGCUGGACCAAGUGUUGGUCGUAAAGACGUGCUUGUCCAGUUACUAGAUUAUACAGCCAAAACAUUUUAUCCUGAGAUAUGGAGUGAAUAUGAAUCGGAUAAACAGAAGGUUUAUAUAGAAAUGUACAAGGAGAUUAUUAGACGUACAGCUAGAUUAGUUGUUGAAUGGCAGGCUGUUGGUUGGUGUCAUGGGGUAUUAAAUACAGACAAUAUGAGUAUAUUAGGAUUAACUAUAGAUUAUGUUAUAGGAUAUUAA
Messenger RNA from Patella vulgata (common limpet), 1216 nucleotides. RefSeq names its product protein adenylyltransferase SelO, mitochondrial-like. Bases 128 to 1216 code for a protein of 362 amino acids. NCBI's taxonomy places the organism in Eukaryota, Metazoa, Mollusca, Gastropoda, Patellidae. The transcript has 6 exons. The record is from RefSeq and is a predicted model, not a curated record.